AUGAUAAAUGUAACGGGUGUUGUGGUUUUUCUGGUGAUGUUUUGUUUCAGUGCAUCGCAAGUUGACGUAGUAGAGAACACAGAAACACCCACAACAGAGGUUGGAGAAUUAAUGCUAACCACGGAGGCUGAAUUGGGGGCUGAAAACAACAUUGAAGAAAACUGGCCAUUAACGGUUUCCUUGUGCAAAAAAUGUAUAUGUGAAAAUAAAAAAGUGGAGUGCAGUGAUAGUGACUCGUUUACGUUACAGGAUGGUGAUUUGGAAGGUCUAAUUGCUACAGAUGUUGAAGAAUUGAAUCUCAGUGGAAACUCUUUAAAGACUUUAACGGAAUUGCCAAAAUUGUCUAUACAAACACUGAAUUUAUCGUGGUGUGACCUCAGUUUCUUAGAUGGGUCACCAUUCUUAAAAUUGAAGAAUCUUAAAUAUCUGGAUCUAAGCCACAAUGAUCUACCAACGUCGGCUAUCAAUAAAAUCUCGCUUGCGGGAUAUCUGGAGGAUAACUUUGUCCUACCAAGACGAUUUCCUGAUAUCACAUCACUUAAUUUGGCGUACAAUGACAUCCAUUCUUUGCAAAAAGAUGUUUUCAUCUUCAUGAUGGAAUUGCAAUCUCUGGAUUUGAGUGGAAAUCCAUUAGGCUACCUAGACCAAGUAACGAUGGGUGCAAUUAGUGAUCUUACGAAACUAAAGGAGCUACGUCUGUCUGGUUGUGGUUUGGAGAGCAUACCUGAAGGUUUGUUGCGACGACAACGACGCUUGGAGAGAUUGGACCUGAGCAACAAUAAAUUUACAAGUGUACCCACUGUGCUGAGUGAACCUGUCAGCUUAUUAUAUUUAAACCUCAAUAGGAACUUGAUUAGUUCUCUAAACGAAAAAAGUGCUAUAACCAGCUUGACCGAAUUGAAAGAGCUGCACUUAUCAGGCCUUAGUAUGCUGCAGUCGAUAGGAGCUGGAGCAUUGGGAGGUCUACCGAAUCUGAACUCGCUUUAUAUUACUUAUAAUCCUAAGUUAACGAACAUUGACCCCAGCUUUUUAAUGUGGAUAGAGGAAAAUGAAGAAGAAAGGUGGCCACCGAUAAAAGAGUUACAUUUAAACAACAAUAAUAUAUCACAUAUCAGCUCUAACUAUGUAGACAACUGGCGAGAGCUGGUUGCAAUAAAUGUCUCCAGCAACCCAUACAUGUGUGACUGCAGCAAUCAGUGGAUGGUUGAUGUUCUCGUGCCAUUAGUAAGAAGGAUUGACAGUGAUGCGGAUAAUGACAUGAUCUGCAAAAAACCACCGGACAUGCGAGGACUGACAAUUGGUUACCUUUAUGAUAUAUCGAAGCGGUUGGAAUGUUUAUCGGAACUUACGAUGGGAAACAACGAAACAUCCAACGCAGGAAUUAUUCUUGGUAUUAUGAUUGGUAUUUUCGUCACAUUCCCAAUAGUGUUUUUAAUUGUACUGUUAUGGAAGAGAGGUUUCUUUUUAAGAUGCAGAAGAAGAUUAGUGAGGGAUAACGAUAUCUAUGACGUUGAGGAAACUGAUGCAUUUUAG
Achroia grisella is the source of this 1533-nucleotide messenger RNA. Its product is annotated as leucine-rich repeat neuronal protein 3-like. The coding region runs from base 1 to 1533 and encodes 510 amino acids. The record is from RefSeq and is a predicted model, not a curated record. Gene Ontology annotation, molecular function: protein binding. Lineage: Eukaryota; Metazoa; Arthropoda; Insecta; Lepidoptera; Pyralidae. The transcript has 9 exons.